CAAGCAAGCACGCACAUUUAGAGGACGCUCAGCAAGGCAUGGAACACUUUGGUGCAUUUCUAUUAGUUUUGACCUGUGUGUUACAUUUGCCUUUAACAGAAGGUUUCCCAACGUGCAGCCGAGAGAGGUUCUCGUGUAAUAACAGCAGGUGUGUGCCUCUGAAUCUGCGCUGUGACGGUGUGGACGACUGUGGUGACAGCAGCGAUGAGGUCUCCUGUUUGAACUGCACUACUGGCUCCUUCCACUGCGUAGCGACAGCGCGCUGCGUUCCUGGCCACCGUAUCUGCGAUGGCAAGGCUGACUGCUCAGAUGGCGCAGAUGAACAGUUAAACGCAUGCAUAUCCCUGCAUAAACCACAGGCAUGCUCUAGGUCAGAGUUCAGAUGCUCUAAUGGACACUGUGUGACCAGUUCAUGGAGGUGUGACCACUCCAAUGACUGUGAAGAUGGCAGUGAUGAAGAGAACUGUGAUCAGAAUGAGUGUGAGGUCAAUAACGGGGGCUGUUCUCACAUGUGUAUAGAUCUGACGUUAGGCUUCAUGUGUGAAUGCCCCAGUGGAAUGAGGUUGGUCGAGGACACACACUGUGAGGAUGUGGACCAGUGUCUUGAUUUAGAUUUGUGUGAUCAGACUUGUGACCAUUCCAAUGGAUCUCCUACAUGUGAAUGUCAGGAUGGCUAUGUUCUGACCCCAGGGACUGGUCAGUGUGAGGCUACGGGUGAUGUAGCUUAUAUGGUGGUCAGCACUCAGGAGGGGCUUCAGUUGAUGGACCUUGGUGGUUCAGAGCAAAGGAACAUCACAUCUCAAACAAGCUCACCAGGACCUGUUUCAGCACUUAAUGCAAAUAACACACUAUAUUGGGCCAGUCCUGAGAAUGACAUCAUCUACAGUCUGUCUUUAGACUCCAGUGGCCAAAGUCCUACUGUUUUGUUAAAGGCCUCCACAGGCAUUCGUGGAUUGUCUGUAGACUGGACCCAUGAGCUUCUGUACUGGGUCAGCACCAGUUCUCAUGCUUUACAUGUGGCCUCUCUGAAUGGCUCCAAACAAAGGCAGCUCAUUUUGGGGCUCUCCAGACCAACUGCAGUUGCUGUCCAGCCUCUGCUAGGGCAUCUGUUCUGGGCAGAUAGCGGGGCUUCUCCCAGGAUUGAGCGAGCCAGUCUGGAUGGAGAGGGCAGAAUAGCACUGAUAACUUCAGCUAUACGUCACCCUGUUGCAAUAUCAUUAGAUAUCCCCCGUGGUCUGCUGUACUGGGCUGAUUCGGGUCUGCGCACAAUAUCAAGGGUUGCAUUUAAUGGACAACAUAGAAAGACAGUUGUAGAGUCCAACGGAUAUCUGGAUCAGCCUUUUGGACUUGUUGUGUUUGAGAGUCGGGUGUAUUGGAGUGACCAAUUGACCAACUCUGCUUGUAGUGCGGACAAGCACAAUGGCAGAACACUUCAGGUGUCUCAGAGACUCGGUUCUGUUUCACCAGCUGGGUUGGCCAUCCUUCACCCUCUGUUACAGCCUGCAGGUAGGGUUGAGUCAAGAAUAUCAAGGGAUUUCAAAAGUAAUGAUAAAGAUCUGUCAAAGUCAGAAACAAGAGGUCAGCUUCCUAUUUCACCAUUUACAUUGAUCUUCUCUUUGACUGUCAUCCUCUGCAUACUGUUGGUGGGGGCGGUGCUCUGGUGGCAGAGGGCAGAGUUCAGGGGCCCUCACUCUUUCUCUCUUGGAGGAGUGUCACUUAAAGAGUCCCAGGAUCCUCUUCUGUUAGCCGGACUAUCUGCGGUACAUGAACGUAAAGAUGGCAUACUAACUAGUCCAACACAAUGACAUGGAAAACCCACCCCCCAUAUCCUGCCCUGUUCAGAAAAAACAACACAGCAGAGUGAGCCAGACCAGAUUCCACACAGACUUCCCUGUUAAAGAUAAGCAUAAUUAAUGGACAUAGAUUACAGAACAACACUAAUUCAGAUUGAUUGUUUGAAUUUACACUCAGUGGAGCACAUUGUCUAUCAAUAAUGGACUGUGUCAGACUUCAUUCAGUUUCAGAUCUCCAUAUCUAACAAUUCACUGAGUAAAUUGUGACAGGAACUGCCAUCUAGUUGCACAUAGUGCUGUGAGAUAUUACAACAUCUGUUUAUUUAUCAACUAUUCCACAGAUGUUUCGUUCUUUUUUUUCUUUUUUUUUUCUUUCAAUUCAGUUAUGUUGUAAUUUUAAAAGUAAUUGCACCUUUGAAUUCAAAGGUGCACACGCUGACAAUGUGCACACACUGACAAUCCCUGUUCUACUUUGGUAAUGUGCGCAUGGAGGAAAACACAUUUUAAUUUGAAAUUGAAUGAUGCUGGAUAUGCUAUUGAGACAGUUCUGUAAUAUUUAUUAUUUGAGGAGAAAAUAAAUGCUAUUUAUUGUGUUAUGGUUUGGAUCACAUUUUCCUCGUUUAUUUGCUAUUUUUAUGGUUUCAAGAUAAAGCUGACUGUUAUAGUGAGUUACACAGCUAAACAUUUUGGCUCCUCCUCUUUUUUGUAUUUUUUUUUUAUGUCUGAAAACAUGGUAAUGGUAUCAUAAUAUGUUGGCCUUGGAUGAAUAAAAUAUGGGUUGGGAAUUACCUCAAUGAAUGUCCUAAUUGCACAUCCUCAUAUAUCUGGCUUGAUUUAAAAAAACAAAAACAACUUUGAUAUUUUUGCCCAUCUACCAUCAGCGAAGUAUAAGCUGCAGUUCAUGCCUUACGAUGUUCUUAAACAAAAAAGAUGUUAUGUUUCUCCUGGAAGGCUACAUAAAAUGCAUGUUUUUAAGGAAAGGUUUCUUGAACAGAGGAAUAUUGUGUAUUUCCUGCCUUUCUAAAACUCUAAACAACAUUUUCGUUGUGGAACAGGCAUACUGACCAAAUGUGCUUGAAUGCACUUUAAGUCUGUAACAGUUGAAGGAGGUGGUGGGAACCGGCUGAACGGUCAACAUGAAGUUUAAUGUAAAACUCAACAUGAACAAAUGCAUGCAGCAUGGCCGCGUGCUUCUCUCUCUCUUUCAACCUGGUGUCUCCGGCUCCCAUUUAUCUCACUCUCCCAUUGAUCAUCUGAUUUAGUGCUGGCCGUGCCCCUCCUCAUCACAAAGUCCAUCUGGAUAAAAUGUAUAAUUUUUUGGGGCCAAAAGUAUAUAUGUAAAUCAAAUCAUGGAUUUAUUACCAAUGUCUGUUUUGCAGCAACAGUAACCUAAAUAAA
Molecule: messenger RNA, 3191 nt
Organism: Xyrauchen texanus (razorback sucker)
Lineage: Eukaryota; Metazoa; Chordata; Actinopteri; Cypriniformes; Catostomidae
Product: low-density lipoprotein receptor-related protein 8-like
Exons: 12
Coding region: 39-1805 (588 amino acids)
Molecular function (GO): calcium ion binding; protein binding
Source: RefSeq, a predicted model, not a curated record